CUCAGUUCUGUACCUGCAGAAUGGCGUUAAUUCGUCUUGGUCAGCUCUCGGAGAUUCGUCAGGCGCGCUAUGUCAUCCAUCUCUCGGACAAGAAGCGCCUGGUAUUGUUCCGCCUGCCCGUAAUUGACCCGUCAAAGAAGGCAAAUCAGGCGGCCAAUGAGACUGACGAUGGAUGGGUAUAUUAUGUGAUGGAAGCCGAAUGCCCCCAUGCCGGUGGGCCUAUGCAAGAUUCCUCAGUGGAUAUUGAAGACUCUGCAUAUGUUGUUUCGUGUCCGUGGCAUGCCUAUGAUUUCAAUGUAGAGACAGGUGAAUCAAGCCUUGGUAUUAAGGCUUGCACUUUCCCGGUCGAUGCCCGUGGCGAAUACGUGACCCUGUCGUACAGCGCAGAGGAUGGGUCUGAUGUCUCCUUGGUUAAGCUUGAACCUGUCAGCGAGAAGUUCAAGCUGAAGGAUGGUAAAGGACCCAAUAAGAAGGCCGCGCCGAAACAGGAAGUUUCGCAGGUUCACCAGACAGAGUCAGCCCCGGCUAAAUACCUUGAUGAUAACGCCACCGUGUGCGACUGGUGUGCUCACAUUCUGAACAGCCCAAACCCGGAACACAAGAUCGAGCUCACUGCUCAUUUAUUUUCUAUCUUUACCGAAAGAGAGGCAUCGUCUUCUCCGAUGCCCCUUGGGCGAGGGACCGUUUCACCCCCUGCUCAACCGCCACGGGAAGGCCUGUCGGAGGUGCAGCCAUGGGCAACCCAAAAGUCUGGAAAAGGCGGUACCUUGAAAAGCAGAAUUGCUAUGUUACAUGCGCUGGCGAAUAUUGAGCUCUGGGCUAUCGAUCUCGCAGUCGAUAUAUGUAUCCGGUUUGCGACAUUCCAGACGGUUCCAACGUCGCAAGGCGGCUCGCGGCAACUGCCACGAGCAUUUUUCCAUGACUGGCUCAAGGUGGCUAGCGAUGAAGCUAAACACUUCUCCUUACUGCGCGCGCGUAUGGAAGAAAUGGGAUCCUACUUCGGUGCCCUCCCUGUGCACCACGGUCUCUGGGAAUCGGCAACCAUCACGGCUCAUGAUCUCAGAGCGCGGAUCAGUAUUAUUGCGCUUGUACAUGAGGCCCGAGGUCUGGAUGUCAAUCCAAUGACUAUUGAGAAGUUCCGCCGAGCCGGUGAUAUCGAAAGUGUUCAGAGCUUAGAGGUUAUUCAUAACGACGAGAUCACCCAUGUUACGACCGGCCACAGAUGGCUGACAUGGAUCUGCCAAGAGGAGGGAACUGAUCCCGUCCACGUUUUCCGUACUAAUGUACGGAAGUAUUUCCGGGGCAACAUCAAAGAGCCUUUCAACUCGGAAGCUAGAGCCCAAGCUGGCUUAGAUGGACGAUAUUAUCAGAACUUGGAAGGGGUACCAUUGGCUUGAUUGUGAUCAUACACAGUUUCAGACCUUUCUGGCUUUGAUACCCUGCCAAGUACGAUUCUACCCUGAUCUGCGUCAUUUCUACCUUUCAGGUAAUGGCACGUUGUUUCUUUGGAGUAUUAUCGGUGUUACGAUGUGUCAUUAACCACAGGAGCCUAUUUCUAUCACACUACCUUGAGUUGAUCUACAGGGCCCAAAGAAGAAUUCCAGACCGUUGGCAUUCCGCGCAUCACUGCAUCCCAUUCCGGCAACCCCAUGAUGGAAUUCGCAUACAGGAGCAU
Messenger RNA from Aspergillus alliaceus, 1675 nucleotides. Its product is annotated as Rieske [2Fe-2S] domain protein. NCBI's taxonomy places the organism in Eukaryota, Fungi, Ascomycota, Eurotiomycetes, Eurotiales, Aspergillaceae. Gene Ontology annotation, molecular function: 2 iron, 2 sulfur cluster binding. The transcript has a single exon. Bases 21 to 1397 code for a protein of 458 amino acids. The record is from RefSeq and is a predicted model, not a curated record.